AUGUUAACAGGAUUCUUUCUAACAAAUCCAUCUCAGGCUUUUGGGAAGGACUUUGACCAUCAUUUUGGAAAAGGCGGUUCAGAACUGUUGGGUAUGAAGGCUGGUGACUUUGAUGCGAUUACAACUUCUCUGCUCUCAAAAAUGACCAAAACCCAUAAAGAACCCGGAAACCUGAGAGAAUGUUCACCAUGGAUGAGUGAAUUCAAGGCUGAGUUCUUGAGGAACGAACUAGAGGUUCCUGGUCAGUAUGAUGGAAAGGGGAAACCACUGCCCGAGUACCACGCAAAAAUCUCUGGAUUCGAUGAGCGGAUAAGAGUAAUGGAGUCCUUGAGGAAGCCAAAACGUAUAACGAUCCGAGGUAGCGAUGAACAAGAAUAUCCUUUUCUCGUCAAAGGUGGUGAAGACCUGCGACAAGACCAACGUAUUGAGCAGCUCUUUGAUGUAAUGAACAUUAUCCUUUCCCAAGAUGCUACAUGUAGCCAAAGAAAUAUGCAGCUAAAAACUUACCAGGUCAUCCCCAUGACAACAAGACUGGGACUCAUCAAGUGGCUGGAAAAUACUUGUACUUUAAAAGAAUUCCUUAGGAAUAGCAUGUCUGAAGAGGAAGAUCUCAACUAUAACAGCAAAAAGGGACCUCGUGCUACCUAUUCUGAGUGGCUCUCCAAGAUGGGUGGGAAAGCACAAGGCAUCUCUCGAUACCAUGUUAUGUACAGAAAUGCUAACCGUACAGAAACAGUUAGGUCCUUCAAAAGCAGGGAAAGCAGCGUUCCAGAAGACCUGCUGCGGCGAGCCUUUGUGAAAAUGAGUACAUCUCCUGAAGCCUUCCUGUCUCUGCGGUCCCAUUUUGCCAGCUCUCAUGCCCUGAUGUGCAUCAGCCACUGGAUACUUGGAAUUGGAGACAGGCAUCUGUCCAACUUCAUGAUUAACAAGGAAACAGGUGGCAUGGUGGGAAUAGACUUCGGAUGUGCGUUUGGCUUAGCUACACAGUUUUUGGGCGUGCCAGAGCUGAUGCCUUUUCGUCUGACUCGCCAGUUUGUUAAUCUGAUGAUGCCAGUGAGAGAGUGGGGUCUCAUUUACAGUGUGAUGGUGCACGCCCUAAGGGCGUAUCGUGCAGAUCCAGAUCUCCUCAUCAGCACAAUGGAUGUAUUUGUAAAAGAGCCUUCUUUGGACUGGAAGAACUUUGAACAAAGACAGCUGAAGAAAGGAGGCACAUGGAUUAAGGAAAUAAACACAGCUGAAGUAAACUGGUACCCUUUGCAAAAAGUCAGCUACGUCAAAAGAAAGCUUACAGGUGCCAAUCCAGCAACAAUCACUUGUGAUGAACUACGGCUGGGUCAUGAGAAGUCACCUUCUUACAAUGAUUUUGCAGCUGUAGCUCGUGGUAAUGCUGAUCAUAAUAUCAGAGCCAGAGAGCCACAGGGUGGACUUUCAGAAGAGACCCAAGUGAGAUGCCUGAUCGAUCAAGCAACAGACCCCAACGUUCUUGGCAGAGUCUGGGAAGGAUGGGAACCCUGGAUGUGA
Molecule: messenger RNA, 1521 nt
Organism: Apaloderma vittatum (bar-tailed trogon)
Lineage: Eukaryota; Metazoa; Chordata; Aves; Trogoniformes; Trogonidae
Product: DNA-dependent protein kinase catalytic subunit-like
Exons: 10
Coding region: 1-1521 (506 amino acids)
Biological process (GO): immunoglobulin V(D)J recombination; intrinsic apoptotic signaling pathway in response to DNA damage; double-strand break repair
Cellular component (GO): nucleus
Molecular function (GO): DNA-dependent protein kinase activity; protein binding
Source: RefSeq, a predicted model, not a curated record